Betta splendens (Siamese fighting fish) is the source of this 2090-nucleotide messenger RNA. RefSeq names its product ferredoxin reductase (gene fdxr). NCBI's taxonomy places the organism in Eukaryota, Metazoa, Chordata, Actinopteri, Anabantiformes, Osphronemidae. The transcript has 12 exons. The record is from RefSeq and is a predicted model, not a curated record. Gene Ontology annotation, biological process: ubiquinone biosynthetic process. Bases 374 to 1870 code for a protein of 498 amino acids. Gene Ontology annotation, cellular component: mitochondrion.
AUGAUGUAACUCAAUGUGCGGUCUUAAAAACAGUCCGUUUAUAUUAUUCAGCUAUAACGGCGAUAUGCUUGAUUUUAUUGAAACUUAAAACAUGAAUGGUAAAGUAUGUAGAGUAAAGCAGUGAUGUUAUGAUAAAACAUUCCGUUGGCAUUUGUAAAUGUAGCAUAAACGUUAGCUUUAGCUAACAAGCGAUUUACAUCCUGAAGAACUACAGAGGAAAGAUAAGCGUUUCCACAUUGGAGUCUGCUCUCAAUCCCACUGACGGACCAAAACUCACAGCACAGCCAGAUUAACCCGUUGUUAAAUAAACAGGAAAUCGAGAGGCUGGAUUUAGCAACAUUAACUCUAGGUUCUGACACGUUGUUUUGUAAAUAUGAGAGUCCGAAACGCUAAACUGCUGUUUUCCGAGUUGAAGUUGUGGACUUCUGGAAGGAGUUCAUGGAUGAAUCGCCUACAUGAUGGUGUGAGUAGAUGCGGGAAAGCUUCGUUUUCCUCCUGCAGCCCAAAGGUGUGUGUUGUUGGAAGCGGUCCAGCUGGUUUCUACACAGCUCAGCAUCUGAUCAAGGCACGUCAAGAUGCCGAGGUGGACAUCCUUGAGCGGCUGCCUGUCCCCUUUGGCCUGGUCAGGUUUGGAGUGGCUCCUGAUCAUCCUGAAGUUAAGAAUGUCAUCAACACAUUCACACAGACAGCCCAGCAUCCACGGUGCAGUUUCUACGGUAACGUGAACGUAGGCAAGGAUGUCAGCAUUGGAGAACUGCAGCAAGCUUAUCAUGCAGUAGUACUGAGUUACGGGGCAGAGGGAAACAGGAGUAUGGGUGUACCAGGAGAAGACUUGCCUGGUGUGUACUCUGCCAAAGACUUUGUGGGAUGGUACAAUGGGCUGCCCAGCUGUCGGGAGCUGCAACCAGAUCUGAGUUGUGAAACAGCAGUCAUUCUGGGACAAGGCAAUGUGGCCUUGGAUGUAGCAAGAGUUCUGCUUUCGCCCAUUAACAUUUUAAAGAACACUGACAUUACCCAACCGGCCCUGGACUCUCUGGCAAAAAGCCGGAUCCGCAGGGUGCUGAUCGUUGGCAGGAGGGGGCCCGUACAGGUUGCUUGCACAAUCAAGGAGCUCAGAGAAAUGGUGAAUCUGCCCGGAACCACACCUGAGAUGGUAGCAGCGGAUUUCCAAGGUGUCGCAGAAGCUCUUAAAGAUUUGCCAAGGCCCAGGAAACGUCUGACGGAGCUGAUGUUAAAGACAGCCCUGGAAACCCCAGGAGAGAAGGAACAGGAGAGAAGGAGCAAGGCGUCCCGGGUCUGGGGCCUUCGAUUCUUCCGGAGUCCCAUUGAAGUCCUGUCUGACCCGGGUCACCACAAAGUAGCCGGCAUCCGGCUGGCUGUCAACAGGGUUGAGGGUUCAGGGGAGGGAGCCCGGGCAGUGCUCACUGGAAAAGUGGAAGAAGUGUCCUGCGGCCUGGUCAUUAGCAGCAUUGGCUACAGGAGCCUUCCCAUCGAUCCAUUAGUGCCUUUCGACUCACACAAAGCCAUCAUCCCAAACACUGUGGGCCGUGUUCAUCAGGCUCCAGGCUUAUAUUGUAGUGGCUGGGUGAAAACGGGCCCCACUGGGGUGAUCGCCACCACGAUGAACAACAGUUUUGACACUGCACGAUCCUUGGUGGAGGACAUGGACUCAGGAAGCUUAGAUGUGUCAUCUGCCAAGCCUGGUUCACAGUUUAUUACUGCUCUGCUGGAAAACAGAGGUGUGAAGCCAGUGACCUUCUCCGACUGGGAGAAAAUCAACAGCGUGGAGGUGAGAAGAGGUGAGGUUAACGGCAAACCCAGAGAAAAAGUCCUGACCGUGGAGGAAAUGCUGCAAUUGGCUCGAGCGUAAGCGCCAGCGACACCGAGCACAAAACAGCAUUAGACAAUAGUUUGUUUCUGUCUUAUUGUAUAAAUCUUAUAAAUCUGAGUUUGCAAAUUCCAAUUAAAGCACUGCAUUAUGUACCUCUUGUACUGUAUUACCUCAUAAUGGCAGAACUGUAUAUUGACUGAAGAUUUUAUAGAUAACAUUUAUAUAAUUUGAAUGCAUAAUAAAUUAUACCUAUAUGCCG